CACUAUUGUUUCUCACAACACUUCUCCGCCGAGCCCCAGACCGGAUCCUCCAUGAAGGGGGAGAGGUCCCGGUAGAGGUCCCGGGGAGAGACAGCUAGGUUGGCUGGUUCAAGCUAGAGUGAACCCGUGUUUAGUGUCCAUAGGAUGUCCCGUCAUGAAGGUGUGAGCUGCGACGCGUGUUUGAAAGGUAACUUUCGGGGGCAGCGGUACAAGUGUUUAAUUUGCUACGACUACGACCUGUGUGCCUCGUGCUACGAGGGCGGAGCCACGACCACCAGACACACGGCGGAGCACGCCAUGCAGUGUAUACUAACCAGGGUCGACUUCGACCUGUAUUAUGGGGGAGAGUCCUUCUCGGUGGAGCAGCCCCAGGCUUUCACCUGUCCCUUCUGUGGCAAGAUGGGCUACACGGAGACGUCUCUACAGGAGCACGUGACUGCAGAGCACACAGAGACCUCCUCAGAGGUGAUCUGUCCCAUAUGUGCUGUGCUGCCUGGCGGAGACCCAAAUCACGUGACGGACGACUUUGCUGCUCAUCUCACACUUGAACACAGAGCACUCAGAGAUUUGGAUGAGUCGAGCGGGGUGCGGCACGUGCGUCGGAUGAUCCACCCGGGUCGGGGUCUGGGGGGCCAGAGGGCCCGUCGAUCCAACAUGCAGUUCACCUCGUCAACCUCCGGGGGGAGCUCUACCACACAGACCUCUACACAGAGCUCCAACUACAACAGGGAGGAUAUGGAUCCUAUAGGAGAGCUGCUGUCCCAGUUGUCAGGGGUGCGUAGGUCGGCGGGCAGCCAGCUGAGUUCAGGUCCUUCAGCCUCCCAGCUACAGCAGCUCCAGAUGCAGCUCCAGGUGGAUUGGCAGCAGACCCAGGCUACCAGGCAGCAGUUGGAAACGUCCCGGAACACCUCUCAACGCGGCAGCCGCACCUCCAACCACGCAGGAAAUCACAACGCCAACCCUGGCACCAACUCCUUCUUCAACAACCUUAGUCCCAACCCGGAGCAGCAGGAGCCCAACACACAGAGCAGCACCUCCCAGUUCCUUCUCAACAGACUGAGUGAGCCGAGGUUGUCCGAGGCAGAGCGUCAGCUAUGUGAGGGCCAGUGGGCCGACCGCUCUCUCUUCGUCACGGAGCUCCUCCUCUCCACCCUGAUAGCCAAUCCCGACCGCAGCGAAGACGACGAUCUCCGUGACUACCACCACGACGCCGUGACGCGAGGCUCGGAUGCCUUCGAAGACACGGGGGUCAUGACCUUAGACGUGGCGCUGAAGAACCUCAACCUCCGAGAACUGAAGAAUGAGCAGCAUCCCCCGGCGUCGCCGUAGCUACCGCUACGAAGUUUAAAACCGCCAACCGCCGUUACGUGUCAAACCGCCAACGGAGAAAGAAAAUACUUCAGAUCUUUCUCUUUUUCUGAGUUGGGGGGGGAAUUGUCAUCUCAUCUGUCCCCCCCCCAUUCUAUUACAAUGUGUACAUGACAGGACACAGAGUGAAUGUGAACGUGAGAGAGCGAGUGUUGUGAGCAAGAGGAAUUUAUAAUACAUCUAUAUAAAUGUUUAUGAAAGAAAGCGGAUAAUGAAGUCCACAUGAAGCCGUGUUUGACUGCUUGCCCCCCCCCCCACCCCCAGCAGGUGAACGUAGGUCAGAUAGAUGGGUAGGUAGCAGCUUGAUCAUUUAUUAUCAUCAAGAAGUAGUCCAUAGACACAGGAAGAGGACAGACAAGACAGCGGGAAGAUCUCUCAAUUGCAUACUCCUUGUCUCCUCAAAACCCAUUGGAUAAGAAGGCCAGAAGUCCCUCCAAUGGGUUUUAAGGGAUAAGGGGGGCGUCUUCCCAGACUCUCUCCUCCUAAACUGCUGUGUUCCUGGAUAUUUAUUUAAACCUACUUUUGAUGGUUUGCCACGUCCAGAUUGUUUACCACUAUGUGCCCCCCUUCUCAACUACAGUCACUGUUCCAUAUUAAACAGUUAUCACAAAUGGGGGAGUCGGGUUUCAUCACAGCGAUGUCUUUGGUCCUAUAGGAUGACCUCUGGGUAAUCUUCCUAACCUGCUCUGGCAAUUAUAAAGGGGGUGUUGUUUUUUUAGUUCUACACAAAUAAUUCUCUCCUCAGGAGACUGAUUUGAAUGGCUUAGUUCCUACCACGUAUAACAUCACUUAUGGUGCCAUGUGACCUUUUGCUUUAUGCCAACUGAACUGUGGCUCAGUUUUUGAGUUGCAUAUGCAGAGAGAAGCUUCAUACAGUAUGCAUAACACUACAUAAAGAGGUAAUUAGACAUGUUACACAGGAGGACCGUAGAAGAUCCACAAGACUGGUAUAAAAAGGAGUUUUUAUAAUUUUUUUUCUAAAAGCGGGUCUGAAAGUAGGGAGUGUUUGCUAUAGAAUCACUUUGAGCUUUUACAUCACAAUGGUUGAUUUAUAUGGACAGACAUGGGGGAGGGUUGCUGUACUUUAUGACACCGUGCCAGUUUACGCCCCCCCCCCCACUGACGGUGUUCCUCUCUAUUGCAGAGAUGCUAAUCCAACAGAGUGACUGGAGAGAAUCCUAUACUACCUUUAACAAAUGCAAUGUAUGAUUACAUGUUUUGGAAAAUGCUAAAAGACAGGGUAAAACUGUUCAACUUGGGGAGGACAAUAAAAUAGUUUUGGAUGUAAAAUGAACUACA
Salmo salar (Atlantic salmon) is the source of this 2667-nucleotide messenger RNA. RefSeq names its product E3 ubiquitin-protein ligase KCMF1. The record is from RefSeq and is a predicted model, not a curated record. Gene Ontology annotation, cellular component: plasma membrane. NCBI's taxonomy places the organism in Eukaryota, Metazoa, Chordata, Actinopteri, Salmoniformes, Salmonidae. Gene Ontology annotation, biological process: synaptic signaling. Gene Ontology annotation, molecular function: zinc ion binding.